AUGCUGGAGGCCCAAACCGGCAUUGAUAUAAGAAAGUUGACGCCCAGGCGCUUGUGGGUACUCGUUGUUCCCAAGGCUAACCCUUCGCUCGUUUUCUCCCGUGAGGGCGAGUCGCAGCACGCCGGUAUGAGAUCAUCGUCCGCCACCUUGGGGCUACUCACCUGCAUCGCCGUGGCUCAUGGAGCACCACGGAUCCGAUCGGAGCAAGCGUUGAUUGAAGUGCGUCAGGCCGUCUGCCGCUUCGACGAGGUCAGUACGACUCAGGAUGUAUUCCGAGUGACAGCGUGUGCUGCGCCUGGGGCUCGAUCGUUGGGUUCUGCGCCCCGGGGACAGUUGUGGCGUGAACUCGAGCAAUAUGCCGGCCUGCUAUACCGGGGUUUCCAGCCGAUCAUACCAAUCUACACCUUCACCCAUCCUAACAACAUGGAGACCCGUGCCUACUACAGACACUACACCUUCACCCAUCCUAACAACAAGGAGACCCUUGCCUACUACAGACAGCUUCAACACAGGAACAUGGGGACCCGCGCCCACUCCAGAUGA
Parascedosporium putredinis is the source of this 543-nucleotide messenger RNA. The record is from the annotation of a GenBank genome assembly. Lineage: Eukaryota; Fungi; Ascomycota; Sordariomycetes; Microascales; Microascaceae.